AUGUCCCAGACUCCACAGAAGAGACUAGAAUGCAAAUACAAGGCCAAGUCAAAGCGUAGAUCAGACCCUGCUCUUCCUAUAAGACUGACCAGCUGUAUAUUCCCAAGCCCUGUUACUAGAGUCAUGUCCCACCCAAGCAAUGAGGUCAGGUGCAGUCAAUGGGAAGAGAAGCUGGAGAAACCCCAGCAGGUAUCUGCCUACAGGAGGCUUCAGGGUCUCCAGGCCUGCAGCAGCACAGGAGAGCUACUAAAUACUCUGGAUUUCACAAAUACAUUGAAAACAGUUGUACCAUGUGGUCCUGGGAAAGUUCUGCGUCAUAUUGGUGAUGGAGAUCCAUGCAGCCACUCUCAACUCAUCCCUGGCCAGUCUUCAAAUGUGGCAGAGAUCAUCCCAGGGGUGGGCCUUCAUCUCUCCUCUCACUUCCAGGAACAGCAGAUAACUUAUGGAGAAAUAGGAAGACAAACUCAAAAUCUGAUGAAAGCAAGAGAGAACCUGGCUGAGGCCUUGCAGGCCGACAUGCUAGCCAAGAAGGCAGAGAGAUUUAGGCUUCAAGAAGGACAUCAUGAAAACUAG
Molecule: messenger RNA, 573 nt
Organism: Chrysochloris asiatica (Cape golden mole)
Lineage: Eukaryota; Metazoa; Chordata; Mammalia; Afrosoricida; Chrysochloridae
Product: methyl-CpG-binding domain protein 3-like 1-like
Exons: 1
Coding region: 1-573 (190 amino acids)
Source: RefSeq, a predicted model, not a curated record